AUGUUUGCUUCGUGGCUGACUUUCGCCGUGCUCUGGGGAACUUUCUGUGCAGGGCCAGGCCACGGGGAGGCUGAGACAAGGGAGUGCAUCUACUACAAUGCCAACUGGGAGCUGGAGAAGACCAACCAGAGCGGCGUGGAGCGCUGCGAGGGGGAGAAGGACAAACGGCUGCACUGCUACGCCUCCUGGAGAAACAACUCGGGCUCCAUUGAGCUGGUGAAGAAAGGCUGCUGGUUGGAUGACUUCAACUGCUAUGACAGGCAGGAGUGUGUAGCCACAGAAGAAAACCCUCAGGUGUUUUUCUGCUGCUGCGAGGGCAACUACUGCAAUGAGAAAUUUACCCACUUGCCUGAAGUCACCGGCCCAGAAGUCAUAUAUGAGCCGCCGCCUCCGACGCCGUCGCUGCUGAACAUCCUGGUGUACUCGCUGCUGCCCAUCGCCGUGCUGUCCAUGGCCAUCCUGCUGGCCUUCUGGAUGUACCGGCACCGCAAGCCUCCCUACGGCCACGUGGACAUCAUUGAGGAUCCUGGCCCACCACCCCCUUCUCCCCUGGUUGGCCUAAAGCCCCUGCAGCUCUUGGAGAUCAAGGCAAGGGGACGCUUUGGCUGCGUGUGGAAGGCUCAGCUGAUGAACGACUAUGUAGCAGUGAAAAUCUUCCCUAUUCAGGAUAAGCAAUCUUGGCAGAGUGAGAGGGAGAUUUUCAACACUCCUGGCAUGAAGCAUGAAAACCUUUUGCAAUUUAUCGCAGCAGAGAAAAGGGGGACAAACCUGGAGACAGAGCUCUGGCUGAUCACAGCUUUCCAUGACAAGGGUUCUCUGACAGAUUACCUGAAGGGCAACAUUAUCAGCUGGAAUGAGCUCUGCCAUGUUGCAGAAACAAUGGCCCGUGGCUUGUCCUACCUUCAUGAAGAUGUCCCCUGGUGCAAAGGUGAAGGACACAAACCUGCCAUAGCACACAGGGACUUCAAGAGUAAAAAUGUCUUGCUGAAGAAUGACCUGACAGCUGUGCUAGCUGAUUUUGGACUGGCCGUACGGUUUGAACCUGGAAAACCUCCAGGGGACACUCAUGGACAGGUGGGAACAAGGAGGUACAUGGCUCCUGAAGUGCUGGAGGGAGCAAUCAACUUCCAACGAGACGCCUUCCUGAGAAUAGACAUGUAUGCAAUGGGACUGGUGUUGUGGGAGCUAGUCUCCAGAUGUAGAGCAGUUGAUGGUCCAGUGGAUGAAUACAUGCUGCCUUUUGAAGAAGAAAUAGGUCAGCACCCAUCCCUGGAGGACCUGCAAGAAGUGGUGGUUCACAAGAAGAUGCGCCCCGUGUUCAAGGAUCACUGGCUAAAACAUCCCGGCCUGGCGCAGCUCUGCGUGACCAUCGAAGAGUGCUGGGACCACGACGCGGAGGCGCGGCUCUCGGCCGGCUGCGUCGAGGAGCGCAUCGCGCAGAUCCGCAAAUCCGUCAACGGCACUACCUCGGACUGCCUCGUCUCCAUCGUGACGUCCGUCACCAACGUGGACUUGCCACCCAAAGAGUCUAGUAUCUGAGUGCUGGGUCCUGGUUCACUUUUGUCUUUCCAGACUCAGCGGAUUUAAAAACAAACAAACA
Molecule: messenger RNA, 1600 nt
Organism: Agelaius phoeniceus (red-winged blackbird)
Lineage: Eukaryota; Metazoa; Chordata; Aves; Passeriformes; Icteridae
Source: RefSeq, a predicted model, not a curated record